AUGUUUCGGAGUGAGAGUGGUAGAGCCUUCGUAGCCACAAAGACGGCUUCUACCAGCAGCGGAAUACAGAAUAUCAGUGGUGCUGAUGGUGGUGUUAGUGAAAGUGAAACAACUACUUUGAGACAACAAUCCAUGAAAAAUCACUCUAGCAAUUCUACAUCAUUCUUAAUUGACGACAUAUUAUUCCAAAGACCAAAGAAUUUGGCACGUGAGCUACUAGUCUCGAGAGAACGAUUUGUUUCCCAACACAACUCAGUAAAUGGGAACCUUGAUCACCCGUCUCAAUUUUCCCCUGUGAAAGGUAACAACGGCGAAUUGACAUCUUAUUCGGCCUUUCUUCACCCCUUCUUCCCAAGACCUGAUGUCACCACUCAUCCCUUCUUCUUGGCUGCAGCAGGUCUCCCAUUCAGCUCCCUUUUUAGUGGUGGUGACCCAGGAGGAAAGCAUUGUCGUCGGAGGAAAGCUCGCACCGUAUUCAGUGAUCAGCAAUUGAACGGAUUGGAGAAACGAUUCGAGGCGCAAAGAUACUUGAGCACCCCGGAAAGGAUCGAGCUGGCCAAUGCUCUCAAUCUAUCCGAAACUCAGGUCAAGACAUGGUUUCAAAACCGGAGGAUGAAGCACAAGAAGCAGUCCCGGAAGGGUCUCACGUCUGACGGAGGUGGUUCAACUGGAGGGGGAGGAGGGAAGAAGGCAACUGGAGAUGACUCGGCUGGAGAUCCUGUCGCUGGUGGUGGUGGAGAGCUGCUGCCCAUGGACUUUUCUCAACGUGGAGGAAUGUCGAAAAGUUUUUCCGCCAUGGUUGACCCCCAUUCCCAACUGGACGAGUAUGAGAAGCCCUCCCCCCACAACAGCAGGAAACGGUUUCCUUCGCUGGGACGGUCCUCGUACAACAGUUACGAGGAGGACGAGGAUGGUGACGAAGAAAUGAUGAGUGAGAUGGAGGACGAGGACGAAAUUGACAUUGUUUCCUCCGAGGAUGCCCCCACCACCGCCACGCUCGGUCAUCAUGCAAUGGUGUCGCACAACAACAAUCCGACCCUCUUUGCCCAACAUCACCCUCUUGCCCUUCUCUAAGUGGGGACUUGACCUUAGUUACGUUCGUUAAUUCGUGAAGGGAAGGGAGUAAUAAUGAGUAUGAUGCAGUAUUAUUAGUCGUGUAGAUUGUCGUCGUUACUCGUUUUAGUCAGUAUUGUUUGUGUGUGAUGUGAUAUGCAUUUAGUCACUUGGAAGGAUGGGAAAUGAUAAAAUCUCUUCUUGUCAUUGUACUCAUAUGAUACCGAAUUAAAAGAAUGAUAAGAUGUUACGAUAAUAAAGAUAGUUUGACGUUUA
This is a messenger RNA of Folsomia candida, 1329 nucleotides long. RefSeq names its product brain-specific homeobox protein. The record is from RefSeq and is a predicted model, not a curated record. Bases 1 to 1074 code for a protein of 357 amino acids. The transcript is spliced from 5 exons. Gene Ontology annotation, molecular function: DNA-binding transcription factor activity, RNA polymerase II-specific; DNA binding. NCBI's taxonomy places the organism in Eukaryota, Metazoa, Arthropoda, Collembola, Entomobryomorpha, Isotomidae. Gene Ontology annotation, biological process: regulation of DNA-templated transcription.